AUGUGCCGGGCUCAAGAGAAGGACUACACCGUAAAAGAGGAGCAGAGGAGCAGUGUGCGCAUCGGAAACCUGCGCAAAGACCUCAACUUGAACCUAGAUCCAGACAUUAAACUGUCUUCAGCGCUGCAGUUUAAACCUGUCUACAAGACGGGUGAUGUGCCUUUGGUCAAGGUAGAGGCAAGCACAGGAGAGAUUUUCACCACAGCCAACCGCAUCGACCGUGAGAAACUCUGUUCCGGAGUCUUCAAUGAGAAGCGCUGCUUUUACGAGAUCGAGGUCGCCGUGCUACCCGACGAGAUUUUCCGACUUGUCAAGAUCCGCUUCCUCGUCGAAGAUAUCAACGACAACGCCCCGCUCUUUCAAUCGACUGUUAUCAACAUCUCCAUUCCAGAAAACACAGCCAUCAACAGCCGCUACCCUGUCCCUUCCGCAUUUGACCCUGAUAUAGGGAUCAACGGGAUUCAACACUACGAGCUUGUCAAGCAGACUUUGCAGAUCUUUGAAGAGAGUGCAGCACCUACUCUGAGUAUGGACUUGGCAAGUGAGGCCCAUGUUCUGGUGGUUUUACUCACCUGCCUGUUCUUGAUGUGCCGGGCUCAAGAGAAGGACUACACCGUAAAAGAGGAGCAGCCGGAGAAUGUGCGCAUCGGAAACCUGCGCAAAGACCUCAACUUGAACCUAGAUCCAGACAUUAAACUGUCUUCAGCGCUGCAGUUUAAACCUGUCUACAAGACGGGUGAUGUGCCUUUGGUCAAGGUAGAGGCAAGCACAGGAGAGAUUUUCACCACAGCCAACCGCAUCGACCGUGAGAAACUCUGUUCCGGAGUCUUCAAUGAGAAGCGCUGCUUUUACGAGAUCGAGGUCGCCGUGCUACCCGACGAGAUUUUCCGACUUGUCAAGAUCCGCUUCCUCGUCGAAGAUAUCAACGACAACGCCCCGCUCUUUCAAUCGACUGUUAUCAACAUCUCCAUUCCAGAAAACACAGCCAUCAACAGCCGCUACCCUGUCCCUUCCGCAUUUGACCCUGAUAUAGGGAUCAACGGGAUUCAACACUACGAGCUUGUCAAGGUACCUUCAACCACCAGCCCUGGAUCAGUGGUGACCAGAGUAUUUGCCAUUGACAAUGACACUGGGAUGAAUGCUGAGCUGCAGUACAGUAUUAUUGGAGGGUCACCGAGAGGACUGUUUGCCAUUGACAAAACGACAGGAAAUAUUACUCUGCAGGAGAAGAUUGUAGCAGCAGAUCAAGGUCUCCACAGGCUGGUGGUAAAGGUCAAGGACUUGGGACAGCCUGAGUCCUUACAUGCAAUCGCCCUUGUCCAUUUGUUUGUCAAUGAUACUGUCUCCAAUUCCACGUUCAUACAGGAGCAACUUCGCAAGAGUUUGGAGACUCCUUUGGAGCGGAACAUUGGGGACAACGACGUGACACCCCAGACCAAUGGCUACGUAAUUGUUGUUAUUGCCAUAAUAGCUGGAACUAUGACCGUUAUCUUGGUGAUCUUUGUGACUGCUUUGGUACGCUGUCGACAGACACCGAGACACAAAGUUGUCCAGAAGAGUAAACAGAGUGGCGAGUGGGUAUCACCCAACCAGGAGGGCCGGCAGAUUAAAAAGAAAAAGAAGAAGAAGAAGAGGUCCCCAAAAAGUUUGCUGCUGAAUUUCGUAACCAUUGAGGAAGCCAAGAAUGAUGACUCUACUCAUGAGCAUAUCAAUGGCACCUUAGACCUCCCUGUUGAACUUGAGGAGCAGACAAUGGGAAAGUACAACUGGGCUACCACACCAACUACCUUCAAACCUGACAGUCCUGACUUAGCCAAGCACUACAAAUCCGCUUCCCCUCAGCCAGCAUUCCAGAUCAAACCAGAGACCCCUGUGGCUCCCAAGAAGCAUCAUGUAAUUCAGGAACUCCCACUGGACAACACAUUCGUGGUGGGCUGUGACUCACUCUCCAAGUGUUCCUCCAGCAGCUCUGACCCCUACAGCGUUUCAGAGUGCAGCUGUCAAGGGGGCUACAAGCACUACAAAUCCGCUUCCCCUCAGCCAGCAUUCCAGAUCAAACCAGAGACCCCUGUGGCUCCCAAGAAGCAUCAUGUAAUUCAGGAACUCCCACUGGACAACACAUUCGUGGUGGGCUGUGACUCACUCUCCAAGUGUUCCUCCAGCAGCUCUGACCCCUACAGCGUUUCAGAGUGCAGCUGUCAAGGGGGCUACAAGGUACCUGGACAAAUCCACACCAGACAGAACCAGAGCCAGACUCCAGAUAAAACAUUCUCUGUUGUCCUAGCCACGUGCACCCACAAGCAGACACAACGCCGUGUGACCUUUCACCUCCCGGAUGGCUCUCAGGAGAGCUGCAGUGACAGCGGGCUUGGAGAGCAGGAGCCCAGUAGCGGUACCAGCACCACCCAGCCUCUGCCCUUGGGCUUCCCUCAGGAAGAGUACUAUGAACAGACCUCACCGAACAGCCGCACUGAGGGUGACGGCAACUCUGACCCCGAGUCCACUAUUGAAGUGAACCUGCAGAAAGCUCUCGCCGAGGCCUCGGAGACCUGUACCCAAGAAUGUCUGAUCCUGGGUCAUUCUGACAGUUGCUGGAUGCCGCCACCGCUGACCCAAUUCCAGACGUCCGGUGCCGCCACUCUGUCCUCCUUUGGUUUUCAACAAAGCUGGGCGCGGGGGACCAAGCCAGAUGGGCGUCACACCCUUGGCAGGUCAGUGCCCAAAGUUGAUCUGGACAAAGGGAGCAACCGGCCCCAAUUCUACAACACACUUGAGAGACACUGCAGCAAGAAAGAGGAUCCCAUCAAGGUCAUCCCUCUAGCCAGCUUUUCCGCCACGUCCAGCCCGCAGACGUCUACGAGCGGAGGCUCUUCCGCCUUCCUGCACGAGCAUCAGCUGUAGAAGUGAGGGUAGGUCUCAGAGCACUGCAUAAUGAGAGUGAUUGAAAUGGAAAAGCUGACGGGUUCUGAUCGUUAUUAGCAUGUGUCAAAUGUUUCAUGACACAGGAUGUUUCUAAACUCAGCAGAAGGGGAAGUUAAAGCAAAGGACGGUAGCUUUCGAUAUCCUCUGUCGAACUGAAACAUGUACAGCAGACAAAUGGUAGAUAUAGACCAAAGUAGCUCCUCAAGUGAAAAAAAAAUGGUGUGAAAUGUGUCUUAGUGACAGAUUAGUGGCAAAUGAAUUAAGCUUUACUGUUGAUCAAAAGGGACAAGAUUUUUAUUUCAUUCUUUUGUGCGCCUCUUGAAUGCAACUUAACAAAUUACUUUUAAGUCUGUGCUCGUGGAAGAAAUCAUUGCAUAC
Molecule: messenger RNA, 3300 nt
Organism: Sinocyclocheilus grahami
Lineage: Eukaryota; Metazoa; Chordata; Actinopteri; Cypriniformes; Cyprinidae
Product: protocadherin-11 X-linked-like
Exons: 7
Coding region: 1-2901 (966 amino acids)
Biological process (GO): homophilic cell-cell adhesion
Cellular component (GO): plasma membrane
Molecular function (GO): calcium ion binding
Source: RefSeq, a predicted model, not a curated record